Molecule: messenger RNA, 2966 nt
Organism: Vitis vinifera (wine grape)
Lineage: Eukaryota; Viridiplantae; Streptophyta; Magnoliopsida; Vitales; Vitaceae
Exons: 2
Coding region: 1014-2966 (650 amino acids)
Molecular function (GO): zinc ion binding
Source: RefSeq, a predicted model, not a curated record
AUGGGGGUGGGGUAGUGUUAUGAUUGGAAAUUUUUUGUUUAGAAUACUUGAGGUGUUUUCAAUUGUUUUUUGUUGCAUUUUAUACUGUUCACCAAUCCUAUAUAGAAUAUCACAUGCCUGCACUAUCUAUUAGUAAAUACAGCUUCAAGUUCUUAUUGGAUACUUACCACAAUAUGUUGUAGAGACUAUAUUAUAUCUGCAUAAACCUUAUGAAUUAAUUCAACUAGUCUUUGAUCCAGCUACUUCAGUCGUACUGCUAUAUGAAUCAUUCGUUGCCAACCAACUUCAUGUUUGAAUCAAGCCUUCAGUGUCAUGUUGUUUCUGGCCACCUCUACUUGCAUGCUUAAUGGUCAAUAGUUGAACAUAAUAUUUUGAGUGAUAGAAUCUGCAUAGUCAGGGUAUAUGCUGUAAUUUGAUUGAGAUUUGUUUAUAUUAGCUUCCAGAUUCUUUUUUGCUGGUUCUUGCUUCUUAAAAGUUAUCUUCAAUGCUUAUUUUGGUCUCCCUUUUCAUAGCCCUUGAAACCUGGUUGGCGUAGCAAAGUGUUGGGGUGGGAUCGUUGUAGGUUUCCAUUUUAAUUUUUAGGAGAGGGCAAAAAUGUUACCUAUAUAAAAUGUUUCCAUUAUGUUUUUAGGAUGAUGAGGAAUGGAAGUGGAAAGAAACAUAGAAUAUCGGUUAGAGAUGAGGACAUGGGAAAUGUGGGUAGGGAGGAAGCCAACAUUCAUAUUCCUUAAGCAACUUCAUGGCAUUAGAUUAUGGAUACAUGUAUAUACUAAGGAUUUCAAUAUAGAAAGGGGCCCUUCAAUCCAUGCUCCCUCGUUUCCUCUUUGUCUUAUGUGUCACUAAGAAAAAAAUCUUAGACGUUCGAUUACCAUCACAUGGCCCGACGAUGACCCCUUUAUGGCCUUUCUCUCCACCCUUUCUUCUCCUCUUUCCUUCAUCAUUAUAUUCAUACAUAAUCCCUAUUUACUUUUGUUGUCAUUUUUUUUGUAACAAGUUUCUAUUUAAUUAAGGUGAUGGAAGAGGACAUGUUCUGUUACAUUCAUGAAGGCGGUCAGCUAGUUAAAUGUGUUGGAGGGUCUGUUCAAUAUCAAGGUGGUCGUAGCGAAUCGAUGGUUGUUAGUCGGCACAUGUCACAUAGUGAUUUCGUUUCAAAACUAUGUGAUGCACUGCACUUUGACCAGAAUUCUAUCAAAUUGGAAUUCACGGUCAAGUUUGAGCCAUCAUGUCUACUACCGUUGCAUGAUGAUGCAGCCCUACUUAAGAUGUUUCGAUUCAACGAAAUGUUUUGUCACGUCUAUGUCUCAUCAUCAAGUGAAGUUGUUGAAGGCUGUAUAGCACCGACUAGUGCCCCUUCUCCUAUUGUUGGUUCAAAUUCUGCACACCUACUUCCAUCCGGUGGCGAUCUGCCAAUUAAUAUCUGUAAUGACUCUCUUACAAUUGAGUCAUAUGGGUUUUCCCAUAGAUGUGCGGAAGCAAAUAUAGUCGAACGUGACUCAAGGCGGUUUGAAAAUUCCAUUAUGGGUAGUGGACAUACCUUCUCCAAUGCUGCCAAGUUCCGUGAUGCCGUUUAUUUGAUGUCAAUUGCUGGUAGAUUCCGUUAUCACUUCACGAGGAAUAGUACGAAACACAUGACAGUUGUUUGCACAGUUACUCAAUGUCCUUGGAAAGUCACAGCUCGUCCAAUUGGGGAUUCGAACAUCGUCCAGGUUCACACUUUUCAUAACCAUCAUAAUCAUAGUUUGGAAGAUGUUGUUGCAUGCCAACCUUUAGUGAGAUCUAAUCGGGCUUCAUUGCUUAUUGAUGAUGUCAUCCGGUCCACUCCCAAUUACCAACCCCGCCAAAUUUGUAAAGACUUUCAAAGGCAACAUGGGAUGCAAUUGACGUAUCUUCAAGCAUGGAAUAUCAAGGAGAAGGCAAAUGAGCGCAUUUAUGGAGAACCCAAAUAUUAUUACAAAUUGUUGCCUUGGAUGUGUGAGAAAAUGGUUGCAACAAAUCCGGGCAGCAUUGUUGAGUUGGGGCAUUCAAGUGAUGGACAUUUUGAGCAACUCUUUGUUGCUCAUUCGGUAUCUAUCCAAGGGUUUGCAAUGGGGUGUCGGCCAAUCAUAGCUAUUGACUCCGCCCAUAUGAGUGGGCCAUAUAGGGGUGCGUUAUUUUCGGCGACCGCAUACGAUGCUAAUGACGCCAUGUUCCCCUUAGCCUUUGGCGUGAUGAGCUCAGAAAAUUAUGACGAUUGGUCUUGGUUUUUGCAAAAUUUGAAGAAGCUUGUUGGAGAUAAGGAAGUCGUUAUUAUCUCGGAUAGACAUCCCGCCCUCCUUCGUAGUGUUCCUGAAGUGUUUGGGCUUGAAAACCAUGCCUACUGUUACCGUCACUUGAAGGAAAAUUUCAGCUCUUUCUUGAGCAAGCAUAACACAAGAGGGAACAAAGGUAAAGAAAAUGCACUCCAAUUCCUUGAUAGUAUAGCCUAUGCAAGGUUAGAGCAAGAUUACAAUGUUUCCAUGUUUGAACUACGGAAAUACAAUGACGCUUUGGCCAAAUGGGUUGAAGAAAAUGAACCCGAACAUUGGGCUAUGUCCAAAUUCCCAAAACAAAGAUGGGAUAAAAUGACCACAAACCUUGCCGAGUCGUUUAAUGCUUGGCUAAGGAAUGAAAGACAUCACUCCAUUUGUACAUUUCUAAUGGAGCAUAUGGUUAAGUUAGGUUCUAUGCUUGUCAAACAUAAAGAGGAAUCAAACAAUUGGAAGGGAUGCAUAGGGCCAAAAAUUGAAGAAAAAGUUCAGCAGAAAAUUGCCAAGGGUGAGGUGUAUCCGGUCACUCCUUUCAUGAACGGAAUCUUUGGGGUUUCUAUUGGAACCACCUUGUUGAAUGUGGACAUUACAAAGCGUACUUGCACAUGUAGGGGUUGGGAAAUGUUGGGCAUCCCUUGUGAACAUGCGGCAGCCGUUAAAAACCAUAUCAUAAUUCCUUAA